Parasteatoda tepidariorum (common house spider) is the source of this 3332-nucleotide messenger RNA. RefSeq lists its product as uncharacterized. The record is from RefSeq and is a predicted model, not a curated record. Lineage: Eukaryota; Metazoa; Arthropoda; Arachnida; Araneae; Theridiidae.
UCAUAAAAUUAAAAGAAAAAAAAAACGCUAUUUUUUUUGUAGCAACAAGGAUUAAUUUUAAUAGACUGUAGAAGAAUAUCACAUUUCGUUUUUGUUUAAUGACCAUUCAGAACUAAAUUUAUCAAUUUUGAGAAACUAAUGUGCUUUAUUAGAGCUUGUCUGGAUAUUUUCAUUUUGUUGAAACCUUCAGUAAUUCUGUUUACAUGUGUGAAUUGUUAGGUGCUUACUUUGUUGCAUACACAGAAUCAAAACAUAUUUUACAUAAAACGGACUCCAAACAAGAAAAUAGGAAGAAAUAAGUAAAUAAAAAAACAUCGCAAAUACUGAAUGACUGAUAGUUUUUGGAGUUUCAGAAUGACUGACACAUCAGUGACUUAAAAUGACAAAUGUAUAUUUAAAGAAGAACUGCAGUAUGGUUACUGAAAGAAUUGAAACAAUAAUUUUAUGAAAUACAAAAGUGAACAUAUAGAUGUUGAAAUGAGAAAGUGGUCGAAUUUUUAAUUUAGUGUGCAAGUUUUGUCUGAAAUGGUGACUAUCUCAAGCCCUCCUCCCCAACUAUCCACAUCAUCCAUAAUGGAGAAUACCGGUGAUAUUGAUGAAGGCAUGGAUGGACUUUUGGAGAAAUUAAAACAGAACAUGCUGGAACUAAUUCUACAAGGAGAUGACGUAACACGACAAAUGUGGCACAUGUACUCUGUGUUCGAAGAUAUCUUCGGCAAUCAGACCAUGACUACCUCAAGCAAUCAGCCUCUGAAGCAUGUGGUGGUCGGUGACAGAUUGAAAGGAUCCUCAAUGGGACCAUCAAAAUGCAAAACUCCCGAAAGGGUAACUCCAACUAGUCCUAUACCGUCGUCCACGGUGACAACGACUACCUCCUCACCAGUCACUAAUACUACAGUCACAUGUUCCAUGGUUCCGUUGAGCUCUUCAAGCCCCAAUCUUUCACCUGUAGAUAGUAAAUCAAUUUUAUCAAUUGAAAGUACCACAGCCAUAUCCAAGCCUACUAAAAUACAGAGUCAUACAACAACACCACCACCUCCAUCCGUAACAGAAAACACCAGUCCCUCUAUUUCUGUUCGAACGCCAGAAAGUUCCAAACCUAAAAGUUCUGGUCUGCUGCCAUCUCAAUCUUCACCGGAGUCGGCAAAGAGCGAUCCCAUUGCCAUGCUGGGACUGAAUCCACCAUCUAAUCCAUUGUUGGAUACAAUAGGAGAGCUAGCUAAUUCCAAUGCAGAUUCAGAUGAUUCAGAUCUUGAUAUCGUUUACCAGCAGCUAAGGUAUCAAGGUCGACAACGCAAACCAGAACAAAUGCGAGUUCGAACACACCGCACUCACAGACACCACCAUCAACAGAUACCAAACAGUGAUCCAGAAUCUAUAGCAUAUGCUGGUUCCAACUCCAUUGACAGUGGUUACAAGAGCUUGUGUGCUACACCUGAAGUAUCAGACAGUCUUAGUGCUCCCGAAGUGCGAAGGAGUGGUUCUGAUGUCAGUGCGUCCGACUCUUCAACAACAUCCGGUAGGCCCCGAAGUUUGGACGGACAGGAUGGAAAGUCUACGAAAAUCAAAAUGGGAACUAGAUCAAUUGCUGGUAAAUUCAAAAUGAUUGAUAGAUCAUCCAGGCAACCUCACACUACUUCACACAUGAAUGACGUCACAUUGGAUCAUCUUAUGUAUCUGAGACAAUCGCUCAGGAAAGACCGAGGCGAUUCACAGCGAUCUCCGAGCGAUUCGUCAGCAACGAGUACGACAUUCCGGGAUAGCGGCGGCGAUCUAUCACCUCGGACUAUGACAGAUGAGGAGUGGAAGGAUCGUCCUUUUCGGAGAGCAAUUAGUUCAUCUUCAGAGUCCACGUUCACGGGAGGCAGGAGCUCCAGGAGCAGUUCUCGAGGCGAGGCAGAGAUUGAUCAAGAAGGAGGUGGUGAGAGUUCCUCUGAUUUCUUGCUUAGUGGUGUGGAGUAUUAUGACUUGGAGAGUAUUCAGGAAUUUCCACCUAGCAAUAAUUAUGUCACGAUGCUCGAAGAGAAGACAAGGUGCGCGAGAUUUCAGCUUGUAACGGCACCUAAAUGUGCAGAGCCACUCAGUGAGAGGCAACUUAGUUCCUUGUACAGAAAGCGGAGUGAAUCCACGCAAUCUGUGGACGGUGAUCAUUCCAGAACUCCACAACAACCUAUGUAUGGUGUAACGGGUCACGCCCCUCGGACUUUUCGAAAUGCUGCCAAGCUUGUGCAACGACACCAUCGGCAACAUCAUGCCACGGACUCUAAACUAACAGAGGCAGCGAUUCGUGUUCUGGAGAUGAUCGAAGACUUCAGGAUGGAAGAAGCUAUGACACGCUCUGGAAGAAUUAUUCCGUACCAGGCGACAGGCGAACCACACUCGUCUCAACUAAUGUCUGGUUCAUCUGGUGCUACAGGCAACUACCCGUCCACAGCCGUUCCACACCAAUCGUUCCUACCCAGGUACCAAAAAGCUCCUGGUUUCAGAUCAGGUGGCAGACCUGCAUCAACGGGAUCGCUUCUGGAACAAGAUAUCGAUGCUCGAAGUGUUGCAUCAGCAUCGUCUUAUGCAGCAUCGGCAGAGCAUCACGUUUAUGAGGAGAUAAUGUAUGAUUUGGUUUGUGAAAGGGCUGCUGCAAGCAGAGAAAGGGGUAUACCUCCUCCCAUACCACCUGAGAGGGAGAGGAUGGCACGCAGUCGCAUGUUACCCGUUCCUCCUCAUGCAUCAUCUUCGCAUCACCCCCAAGUUUAUGGACAGGUUGCUGUAGACCCUAGACGAGUAAUGCUUAGGAGUCACAAACACCGAAGUAGUAAUCUUUAUUCAAUGUUAUCCAAUGCACACGGGCGAAGUAAUGUGGACAGGUUUCUAGAAAUGGAAUGGCAUCUUGCCCAAGAGAGGAGGGAUAAUCUUCCUCCGGACUUUCCUGUUUGAUGUUUCACAGAAUGUAGUUUAAAUAUGGCUCGGCCAAAGUUAAUUUUGUGCAAAUAAUUAAGUCAAAUGAUGAAAUAUACUUGUUGAAUAGAGAAAAGAAAGUUUAUAUCCAUCCUGAAUGGUAUGUGUGCACUUAUUGGACUCGAGUGGUGUCAAGUUGUAUGCCAACUUGUGUGUAUUUUAAAUGUAAAGUAAGUUGAUUGUAAAAAACUGUAGCACAACAUGCUCAUAACAAAAACAAUUAGUGUACUAAAUUUAUUAGAACUAACACUGGUGAUACAUUACAUUUAUAAAUGCUAUUUAUAAACAUAUACAAAUUAUUCCUUGAUUUUUAAUGUUUUUUUUUCAUCACAUUUUUUAUGCUUUAAAUUGUAAAUUGAAAUUUCGUUAAAUUGUAUUUU